UUGACAACUCCCAAUAAUGAACUCCCAGGACAAUAGUCAGGAAAGUCUGGUCAGUUCUCACAGAAAUUAUUCUUGUAAAGGGCCAAAUGACUUAAAUGUUUAUGUAAACGGUAUGAAAUCAUUUAUUAAAGUCACGAAUCACUAAAAGAUGAAAGAUGUGUGAUUUGGUUGACCUCAGAUUUAGCCACUGGUCCAGGUUACGAAAAGAGUGUAUUAAAACAAAAUGACUGUACUGGUGACAUUUUCUAGUGGCAUUUCUUGAGUGAAUUCGCUUAAAUUGUUGUUACUCUUGCAGGUUAACCUCACCAUGUUCCGCUGCGUUACAUCUGUUCUGGCAGUGCUCAUGUUGCCUGUGGUUCUGCUGGUGUUGCUAAUGCCUAUUAGCUGGAGUUUUCCAGCACUGACCCCUGGCUGCCACCUUCACCCAUUCAACGUGACCAUACGUACAGACAAGCGAGGGACCUGUCGAGGAACUCAGCUGGUGUACGCUUGCGUGGGCUACUGUGAGUCCAGCGCUUUCCCCUCUCGCUAUUCUGUGCUGCUGGCCUCCAACUUCACCCGCAACAUAACGUCUGCUUCCCGCUGCUGCACCAUUAGCAAGGACGCCAAGAUCAAAGUUCGUCUGCACUGUCCUCGAGGCCGUCAUCAUGAUGACUUCGAGAUCUUGACUGCGCGUGCCUGUCGGUGCAACAUGUGCCACAAAUCCCGUUACUGAGAUCCCACAUAAAGAACGUGUCACUCAUGCAGUACUGGACAAGACUGGUGUGUAAUUAUUAAAAUAUGCAGUUUGUUUAUUUGCUUGUUUUUAUUUUACUUGUAAAUUUACAUACUACAAUUGAAAA
Cyprinus carpio (common carp) is the source of this 842-nucleotide messenger RNA. It is a transcript of the gene gpha2, whose product is annotated as glycoprotein hormone subunit alpha 2. Gene Ontology annotation, cellular component: extracellular region. Gene Ontology annotation, biological process: cell surface receptor signaling pathway. Lineage: Eukaryota; Metazoa; Chordata; Actinopteri; Cypriniformes; Cyprinidae. Gene Ontology annotation, molecular function: hormone receptor binding; hormone activity. The record is from RefSeq and is a predicted model, not a curated record.